AUGACCACCAUCCCCGCCACUGCUGCAGCUACCCCUGGCGAUCCUAGUCUCUUCUCCCCCAGUUGCCACCUCCCGUUGGAAGAGCUGUCCAAAUGGGGGCAGAAGCUGGUUCAAGAGAUGCAGGUUGCUUGUGGGGAGGGUUUUGCUGUUGGUGAAGAAAUAGCAGGGGGAAGGAAGGGGCGAACGGGUGGUGGUGUUAGUGCUGAUGGCGUGGUUCGAUGGGCGAGCAACGCAGCGGGAAGGCUACAAGAGGCACUGCAGGAGUAUGAGCUUUUCAGGGGCAUUUACGAGAGAUCCAAGGAUCCGAUAGUGGUAUACAGCAUGAGCCACCAGCUUCUCGACUGCAACCCAGCAGCCCUGCUCCUCCUCCGCUACCCCUCCAAAGCGGCCCUACAGCACGCCGUUGCCCUCGGCUGCUCCUCUCCUCCUCUCUUUCCAGGAGAUCCGAUAGUGGUAUACAGCAUGAGCCACCAGCUUCUCGACUGCAAUCCAGCAUCCCUGCUACUCCUCCGCUACCCCUCCAAAGCGGCGCUCCGGCACGCCGUUGCCCUGGGGUGCUCCUCCCCUCCUCUCUCCCCCGAAUUCCAGCCGGAUGGAGAGAGGUCUGAGGAGAAAGCGGCGAGGGUGGGGCGGGAGGUGGCGGAGAGAGGGGAGGUGGUGGUGCCGUGGACUUACAGGAAGCGAGACGGGGAGCUGCUGCCCCUUCGGAUCCACUACCAGCUCAUGCGAGUAGGCGGGAACAAUGUGUUUGUGGGCACUUGGCACGACCUGACAGAGACGCUGAGGCAGGAGGAGCAGCAGCUAGCUAGCACCUUCCUGACGUCUUCCCCUUUCCCUUCCCCGCCUGGCAUUGACCCCUCUCUGACGCAGCUCAUGCGAGUGGGCGGGGACAGUGUGUUUGUGGGCACGUGGCACGACCUGACAGAGAUGCUGAAGCAGGAGGAGGAGCUGUGGCGAGCCAAGGAGUUUGAAUGCUUCUCAAAGCAUACCCAGGAGCACCGUCCCCUCUCCCCCUCCCCUUCCCCGCUCCUGUCCCCCCGCCUGUCCGUCCCCCCCUCUCCUCUUCACAACCAGCUCAUGCGUGUGGGACUCAUGCGUGUGGGCGCGGACAGUGUGUUUGUGGGCACGUGGCACGACCUGACAGAGACGCUGCGGCAGGAGGAGCAGCUGCGGAAGGCCAAAGAAGUGGCAGAGGCGGCGAGCGAGGCAAAGAGCAUCUUCCUGGCCAACAUGAGCCACGAGAUCCGCACCCCCAUGAACGGAGUGGUGGGGGUGGCGGAGUUGCUACUAGACACGCCCCUCACAGCGGAGCAGCGCUCUUACCUGGACAUCAUCCGCACGUCAGGGGACAACCUGCUGCGAAUCAUCUCAGACGUGCUGGACCUCUCAAAGAUCGAGAGCCAGUCGCUGCCGCUAGAGGACGUGCCUUUCUGCCUCGCCACGUGCGUCAAAGAGUCUACUGCUCUUCUCUCCGUUGCUGCAGCAGACAAGGGCCUGCAGCUGGACAGCCACAUUGACUCGGACGUGCCUUGCUUCAUUCGAGGAGAUCCAGGGAGGCUGCGGCAGAUCAUUCUGAACCUCGUGUCCAACGCGAUCAAGUUCACACAGACUGGGGAGGUGCGAGUAUCAAUUCGGCAGUCUACUGAGGAAGAGAUAGCGCAACUUUUGGUUGCAGGAGGAGCUGCUACUGCCGCCACUGCAGCAACACUUCCCGCUAAUUCCUUUCCCUCAUCUCUUGAUUGCCUCCCUUUGUUCCCUCUUGCUACGCAGCAGUGGGGAGGAGGAACUGACGUUAGGAGUGAAUGUGGGCUGCGGCAGCACCAACCACCAGUGCAACAGCAGCAGCAUUCAACAUCACCACCGCAACAGCAGCAACAGCAACAGCAGCAGCAGCAGCAGCAGCAGCAGCAGCAGCAGCAGCAGCAGCAGCAGCAGCAUUCAACGUCACCACCGCAGCAGCAGCAAAAGCAGCAGCAGCAUUCAACAUCACGACCACAGCAGCAGCAGCAGCAGCGAGCAUGGCUCACAUUCAGUGUCUCAGACACAGGCGUGGGAAUCACCAAAGACGCAUCCGACCGACUCUUCCGAGCCUUCAUGCAGGGGGACCCCUCCACCUCCCGCCGCUACGGUGGCACCGGGCUCGGACUUGCCAUCUCCAAAUCCCUCGUGAGCCUCAUGGGCGGCGACAUCCGUCUCAUUAGCGCGGUCGGCGUCGGGUCGACGUUUUCGUUCACGAUUAAUGUCGCGGUGUCGUCGGCUGCGAGAUGUGCGCUUAAGGAAGACUCUUUGCUAAGAGACGGGAUGCUGCACCCGUUUGAGGGCAUGCCUGAAACCGGUGUGACGUGCACGCUGAGUGGUUCUGCGGCUGGCGCUGCUGCUGCUGGUUUUGCUGGUGCUGGGGAUGGGGCUGAAAGGAGCAGCAAUUUAGCUGCAGAUGCCAGUAACAGCUACCACCGCCACCACCCACUCGCACUGCACCAGGCUUUGAGCAAAUCUGCAACACUCGGAGGGUCUGUCAGAGAAGGAGGAGCAGCCGUGUGUGUACCAUGUGAGGGAGGUGCUUCAGCUGUAGCAAAGGCUGCUGGUACCGACUUUCCAGUUGGCCCAAACAAGCGGCAGAGCUGGUGCAGUGUGGGCAAACAGGGCGACAGAGAGGACGAGCUGUUUGCGACAACUUGCUACGAAGGUGGUGGGAGCAAGGGAGGAGACAACCGAACGGAUGGUUCCGCUAGGGAUGAACAGCAAGAGGAAAGGUGGCGAGGGGGGAUGGAAGAGAAAGUGGGACAGGAGGUGGAAGAAGAGCGGAGAGGGAAGGGAGAAGAGGAGAGGCGGCAGAGUGGGAUGGGGGAGGAGAGGAGGAGGAGGCAGGAAGAGGAGGAGAGGAGGCAGAGUGGGAUGGGGGAGGAGAGGAGGAGGAGGCAGGAAGAAGAGGAGAGGCGGCAGAGGGAGGUGGAGCGGGAGAGGAAGCAGCAGCGGCGGGGGCUGGCGUGUCUGAUAGCAGAGGACAACGCAGUCAACCAGAUGGUGAUUGAGAGGAUGCUCAGGAGCCUGGGGGUUGUCAGUGACGUUGCUUCCAACGGGGCUGAGGCAGUACGGGCAUGCGAGGGCAAGGAGUACGACGUGGUCUUCAUGGACUGCCACAUGCCAGUGAUGGACGGCUUUGAGGCCACUGAGAAGAUCCGACGGCUUCAAGGGUCGCUACGUCGGCCAUACAUUGUUGCCCUCACUGCCAGCGCUCUGCUGCAUGAACGACUGCGGUGCACUCAGGUCGGCAUGGAUCACUUCCUGACAAAACCUGUGAGGCCAAGCGAGCUGGAGACGCUUCUGCGGCAUGUGGAACAGCGAGGG
Closterium sp. NIES-65 is the source of this 3348-nucleotide messenger RNA. The record is from the annotation of a GenBank genome assembly. Lineage: Eukaryota; Viridiplantae; Streptophyta; Zygnematophyceae; Desmidiales; Closteriaceae.